GCCUAUUUGGUCGGUAGUCUCUUUCUAAUUCAAGGGGAGUAUCGACGACGUCACUAUCCUACUCUGUCGUCGAGUAUUUUAGAUGGUUUGACAGUUCGAGCGGAUGGCGACGAGAACUGGUCGUUUGUCUUCGGACGUGGAUAAUCCUGGUUCGAAUCCCAUACCAAUCUUUACUUUUUUAUUUUUUAUUUAAUCAAUAUUGCGUUUAUUAGAUAUUAUUACAUCUCUAAAGUAAAUCUAUGCAAAGAAAUAUAUAACAAAUAAGAAAAACUGUGUAGGUACCUAUAGAUUUUUAACAAUAUAGAAGCCAAUGUUAUUUUUUUAAUAAGUUAAUUGUAGAAUAGUAUAAAGUAAUUGUUAAAAAUAUUCGUAAAAAAUUACCAAUAAUUAAUAUCAACAUAAUGUACCAUCGAUUUAUUAAUUGAAUCGGUCAUUUCAAAAACAACAUGAGUCACAUAUUCCUAAUUUUACAGAAAAGCAAAGAAAACUAACUAUAUAGUCGAAAGAUGGAUGAAAUGGAUGACAUCAAAAUUCAGAGUUAUAUUGUAGUUUUGUUCCUAAUGUUUUUAUUGGACUGGUGUCGUUUUUGCACACAACGUUUAUCUUAAAGGAGUCUAUUCCUCUCAAAAAGUUAGUUUCUGAAAAUUGUGGACUUUGCUGUUUUUGAAAUGACCGAUUCAAUUAUAAGUAAUUAGACAUUAUUUUUAUUUAUGAAACUAUUGUUACAAUUUUUUAAAAAAGUAGAAGCAAAACAAACAUUCACAUCAUUCGAAUAAGGACGAAUUUAUAUUAAUAACGAAUGACUUUUAUUUUACUAUGAAGUUCACAAAUUAUGUAUUCCAAUAUUAACGUACUAUACAUACAUUUAUUAUCUGCUAGAUUUACUUAGGUCCAUUUUUCAGAUGUAAAAAUAUCUAAUAAACGCAAUAUUGAUUAAAUAAAAAUAAAAAAAAGUAGAGUUGGUAUGGGAUUCGAACCACGAUUAUCCACGUCCGAAGACCAAAGACCAUUUCCCGUCACCACCCGCUCCAACUGUCAACAUAUAUUACUCGAUAAAGUGGGAUAUUCACGUCGUCGAUAUUCCCCUUAAAUUAAAAAGAGACUACCGACCAAAUAGGCUCAUUUAUCUCUGUCGCAACCGUCACCCAUUUUAAGAUCGCAGGGCGCAAUCUAGAGUAUUAUAUAUCUAUGGUUGAAAGAUAACUCUCAACUUGUAUAAUUUAAUCGAUCAACGACUUUAGUGUAUGUACGUGUACGUUUAUUUUCAUUUAUAUAAGAUAAUUAGUACGUACACAAUAUCAUGAAUAAUCAUUUGAGUGUAGACGAGUAUUGUCUAUUUUUUCAUGCUAAUAUUUGUCAUGUUUGCAAAGGAAUAGAACAUUUGAAAAGAUGCGCUCAAUGCAAGAGUGUAGCAUAUUGCUCAAAAGAUCAUCAGAAAAUUGAUUGGAAAUAUCACAAAGCCUUUUGUUCGGCUUUGACAAAAGUCAACGAUGAGUGCUCUUUCAUUGAUGUAACAAAUUUUGAGGAGUUUCUUACAGUAAAGAAGAUGAAGUACAGAUUAUUGUGCCAAUAUUUAAAUCGUGGUUUAUCUAACUAUGAACAUCAAAUAUGGAUGUUCCCAAGAUUUUGUGAGAUCUGCUACACAAGUGAUGUCCAUGUUGAAUGUGAGAAGUGUAGAAGUGUUUUCUUUUGUUCCGAAGAUCACAAGCUCAAAUUUCAAAGUAAACACGAGAACUUCUGUAAGAGUUUUAAACUGAAUCUGGAAAUUGGACUAUAUCCAAUAUUUAAUGAUGUUCUUACAGUUGAAUUAGAUGCAAACACAAUUUCCAGCAGCGUUUCAAUCUUACCAUCUACUCUAGAAGAGCUAACUGAGUUAUAUGAUAAAAAGUUCUCAAAAGGGGAUUUUAUGACUAAAAUUAGAAAAUACAAUUGUUUGUCACCAGUUGCCACAAUACUAUAUGGACUUGAAAAAAUUGGAACAAUAUCUAAUAGAAAAAUUGAGAAAGAUGCGCUUAACAUUCAUUUUGUUGGAGGUGACAUGUAUGAAAUUGGUAGAUUGUGGUUACAUAUGGCAGAACUUAUAUUUCAUUGGAUACCGAAUCUACAUUUAUUGGAUUUUAUUGUAAUAGGACCUAACCUGAACCAUAAUGGCAGCACUGAUAAAUUUACUUUUCAAUUGUGCAAAUCGUGUAAGAAGAGAAAAUGUAAAACAACCGUAACAUUUCAUACCCAGCUUUAUCACAACGUGGUGGCCCAAUUGAAAAAACCUGAUGUAGUCGUAGCCCUUAAUAGUGGUAUACAUGGUAAUCAGGUAGAAAAUUUUUUAAGCAGGAAUGACAAUCUUCCUGAAUAUUUGUGGAAAGAAAGCAUUGAAUACUUGGUUCAUAAUAAAAAUGUACCUUUGAUACUAACUGCUUAUAUUUUGAAAGAGCUGACAAAAGAUAUCGAAGCUGUUAAGGAUCAUGCCAAAUCUGAAGUAAAGGUGUUAGUUGAACCACAUAGAAAUCCAUUUUGUGAUAGAAAGCCAUGCAGGGACUUUGAGAGUCAAGAAGAUACAUUGUUCUUUAUUAAUGGCUAUACAGCUGUCUUAGCCACAGUGUAAACUUUUGUAAAAUGAGAUCUGAUUCUCUAUAUACUUGUUUUUCACGAUGUUAAAUCUCUAACAACCUCUAGUAGAUUUCGACAGAACUAGUUUCGUGGAGUAUUUAAUUGCCAAAUUUCGAAAUUUCAAAUGCCUGAAAAAUAUUUAUUGUUUAUGUUUACAUGUUUUAAAUUAAUUGUUAUGUACCUACUAUAAAAUUAAUAACAUGGAAUCUUCUCAUUUCAAUAAAAGUUGGCAUCAAUGUUGUAUAAAAAUGUAAAUAAAAUCUGCUCAUAGAGUAAAAUAAUUCCAUUCUUUUCUACUUAAAAAAAAUGGAGCAAAUAUUAUUGAUCUAAGCUUGUGGUUUAGAAGUUAUUUUAAAAUAUUACAAGAAUUUUUAUACUUGCAGUGACCUCUUUAAAAAGGACAAUUUCAUUACUGCAAGUAAGUAAUUUAUAUAGGGCUUUUCAUCGAUUCUCAUUUGUUUCGAGCUUCAGUCAUAUGUUGUACCUAUACAUCUUUUCACCUAUACAUUUAAUAAAUUAACCCAUUCUCACGAGAUACAGACUUUGAGAAUUCAAAUGAUUUUGAUUAAUCGAUGGGAUUACUUUUCCAAAGUGAAGAUUCCAAGUUGAUAAUAUAUAGGGUGGGCCAAAGAAAACAGUCCACCUCAUUAUUUAGCAGUAGUUAUUGGGUUUUAAGGAAAUGCUGAAAGAGGUCGAUUUUUAUUUUUAAAUUACAAUUUUUUGAUAUAUAUUUCAUACUAGUGAUGUCAUCUAUCUGGGCGUGAAGACGUAAUCAAUGAUUUUUUUAAAUGGGAAUAGGGGUCAUGUGGUAGCUUAUUUGAAAGGGUGUUUAAUUCUGUAUUCAGUAAUAUAAACAUUUACAUAAUUAUUUAUACAGGGUGUCCAAAAAAAUUUAAAUUAAAUUAUUUGACAAAAAAAAGAAUUUAUGUAAUUUAUUUAAUUCAAAAUACAUUUUAUUGCUAUCAGAAGUCAGAAAUAAACAUUAACUUUUUGCUUAAAUUAAAUGUUCAAACUUCCAAGAGGUAGGUGGCUGGCGAGAGCUGGCUGGAACAUUGAAUUUAAUCGAAAAGCAAUGUUUAUUUGUGAAAUAAACAUUUGUUUCUGUUUUUGGGCAACAGUAAAAUGUAUGUUGAAUUAAAUAAAUUACAUAAAUUCUUCUUUUGUUGUCAAAUAAUUUGAUUUAAAAAAAUUUGUUUGAACACUCUGUAUAAAUAAUUAUGUAAAUGACUGAAUCGAAAAAUAAACACUGUUUCAAAUGAGCUACCAUAUGACCCCUAUUCCCAUUUAAAAAAAUCAUCGAUUACGUCAUCACACCCAGAUGGACGAAGUCACUAAUAUGAAAUAUUUAUCAAAAAAUUGAAAUUUAAAAAUAAACAUCGACCUCUUUUGACAAUUUCUUAAAAUCUAAUAUUACUGCUAAAUAUCGAGGUGGACAGUUUUCUUUGGCCCACCCUGUGUAACAAUUACCCAAUAAUAAUAUUACCCAACAUUUAAUUUGAAACAUUUAUGUCCGGUUUCACCAACAACUAUAGUUAUUCGUUGAAUAAAAUUUAUUAGACAUUUAUAUUUUUUUUUUAAAAAGACUGUAUGACUUGUACACACUUCUAAGUAAUAGUUAUAUUUUUAUUUUGUUUCAUACAAUUUUAAUAAUCUAAAGUUAAACUGAAUUUACUUUCUUAUAAAUAUUUACAGCGAGAUUAACUUGCCAAUUUAUUUGAAGAGUAAAUAUUUAUUUGAUAAAUAAAUAAAAUAAGUCUUAUUUGACGUUAGUAAAAUAGAGAAAUGUCAGUUUAUUGUUCAAAUAACUUUAUUCAUAGAAUAAACUACUAUUUGUUUUUGGAGAAACCUGGCAUUUAAACUCAAACAAUAAAUACUUUUUCGUGCAUUUGAAAUUUCAAAAUUUGGCAAUGAUUUGACAUUAAAAAGCUCCAUGAAACUAGUUCUGCCAAAAUCCACGACAGGUUGUCAUUGUGACAACAUUGCGAAUAUAUUUAGUAUUAUUUUUCAGUUUGUAAAAUUUAGUUUAAAUAAUUUUGUUAUAUAUACAGAGAUAUAUAUUGCAUAGAAAUCCAUUUUCUGAUAAGCCAUGUAAACUGUUUGAGAGUCAAGAAGACCCAUUGUUCUUUAUUAGUGGUUAUAUGGCUGUGGUAGAUAAAGUGUAAACUUUUGUAAAAUGAGAUCUGAUUGAUAUAUAUAUAUUUUUAUAUAACUAGUUAUUUUCCAGUUCGUAAAAUUUAGUUUAAUAAUAUGUUAUAUAAUUUUGUUAAAUACAGGGUGUUAGUAAAUAAGUAUGACAAAUUUCAAGGGGUAAUUCUACAUGAAAAAAUAAUGACAGUUUGCUCUAUAAAGUCCACAAAUAAUAACAGUCCGCAAAUGCUUUGUUUCUGAGAUAUUGGGUGUUGAAAUGACUCUUAAAAGUUGGCGAUUUAUUUAUUGUUCUAACACCAGUUGAUAUAUACAAAUGAAAUUUGGUCGGUUUUAAGAGGAAGUUAUUUCGCAUUUUUUGACAUACAUUUAAGAAUUUUAUAUUCACCAUUGGCGCACCUAUGGGUAGUGGUCUGAAAUAUUUUUCAGAAUAAAAAAUUGUAUGCCACUGGGAUAUUUCAAAUUAAAAAUAAUUUUUGAAUUCCUCAUUCAAUUUGUGAAAAAAAUCUAUCUUCCCUUUUUUUAUACGACGCGCCGUUUUCAUGCGAAAGCUAAAAUAUCUUAAUGCUUACAAAGUAUUCGACGUAAGUUUAUAUACAUUCAUAGAUAAGAUAUUUUUGUUUUUUUUUAUGAAAACGGCGUGUCGGAUAAAAAAGGGAAGAUAGAUUUUUUGUCACAAAUUGAAUGAAGAAUUCAAAAAUCAUUUUUAAUUUCAAAUACCUAUCUCAGUGCCAUACUAUUUUUUUUCGUGAAAACAUUUCAGACCAUUACCUAUAUGCGCACCAAUGGUGAAUAUAAAAUUCUUAAAUGUAUGUCAAAAAAUGCGCAAUAACUACCUCUUAAAACCCACCAAAUUUCAUUUGCAUAUGUCAUCUGGUUUUAGAGCAGUAAGUAAAUAGUGAAUUGGCAAGAAUAGGUAAUAACAGGUAAUUUCAACACUCCGUAUCACAGAAACAAAGUAUUUGCGUACAUACAUUUAUAGAACAAACUGUCAUUAUUUUUUCAUGUAGAUUUGUCCCUUAAAGUUUCUUAUACUUAUUUACUAAUACCUUUUAUAUAGAAAUGUAUAUUGCAUAGAAAUCCAUUUUCUGAUAGAAAGCCAUGUAGACAGUUUGAGCGUCAUGAAAACCCUUUGUUCUGUAUUUAUGGCUCUAUGGCUGUGGUAGCUAAAGUGUAAACUUUUGUAAAAUGAAGUCUGAUUGAUAUAUAUUUUUCACAUUAGUAUAAUUUUUCAGUUUGUAAAGUUUAGUUUGAAAAUACAUAAUUUAAUAUAA
Diabrotica virgifera virgifera (western corn rootworm) is the source of this 6026-nucleotide messenger RNA. RefSeq lists its product as uncharacterized. Bases 1301 to 2602 code for a protein of 433 amino acids. The transcript has a single exon. The record is from RefSeq and is a predicted model, not a curated record. NCBI's taxonomy places the organism in Eukaryota, Metazoa, Arthropoda, Insecta, Coleoptera, Chrysomelidae. Gene Ontology annotation, cellular component: extrinsic component of mitochondrial inner membrane.